AUGGUCGAACCAAACCCUCUCCCCAACGGCCAUCCAGGCUCAAUCCUCCUCUUCACCUACCCCCAAUCCGUCUUCGGCCACCGCAUCCGCCGCUACCUCGACUUCCGCUCACUCCCCUACACCCUCAUCCGCGUACCCCCCAACAUGCCCCGUCCCCUCCUGCAGCUCCGUCUCGGAGUAAACUACCGUCGUAUACCCAUCAUGUCCAUCGGACGGGACAUCUACAUCGACACCCGACUUAUGAUAUCGAAAUUAGAGACCCUGUUCUCGGAGGGUGCGCUCGGGGCGAAGACACCGUUUGAGGCUGCGUUGGAAGAUAUGUUGGAGGAGUUUAUGGUUGACGGAGGACCGUUUUGGCGUAUGGCGGGUUGUAUUCCUCCCAACGCGGAUUUGAUGCAAGAUUCCGUGGGGGUGGCCGAUCGCUCGGAAGGGUCGGGUGGGGCGUUUACAAAGGAAGCGUUGAAGGAGAAUCGGGCGUGGAGUUUAACGCAGGUGAAGGUGUAUUUCGGGAUGAUGGAGAAGAUGUUGGGGGAUGGGAGGGAGUGGGUGAUGGGUGGUGCGGAGCCGGGAUUGGCGGAGAUUCACGCGGGGUGGGUGUUUGAGUGGGGAGUGGGGAUGACUGGGAGUGGGGAGGACGAGGGUACGGAAGAUCUGAAAAGGACGUUGAGUAGGGAAGAGUUUCCGAGGGUUUGGGCUUGGACGGAGAGGUUUCGGCAAGCGGCGGAGGAAGCUAGGAGGGGUAAUGAAGGCGCGGUAGAGAUGCAGGAAGGGCAGGAGGCAGAGGACGAGACGGUGUUGAAGGUUGAUCUGGAUGAUGCGUUGGGGUUGAAGGCUGGGCAGAGGGUUGAAGUGGCGCCGGCGGACUUUGGGUUCACGCAUAAGAAUGAAGGUGUUCUCGUUGGGUUGACGAAGGAUGAAGCGGUGAUUGAGAUUGAUGUUCCUGGCGAAGAAGAUGGGAAGUUGAGGCUGCAUUAUCCUCGCAUCAACUUCAAGAUCGAGGCGGUGGAGUAG
Messenger RNA from Zymoseptoria tritici IPO323, 1011 nucleotides. RefSeq lists its product as uncharacterized. The coding region runs from base 1 to 1011 and encodes 336 amino acids. The transcript has 2 exons. NCBI's taxonomy places the organism in Eukaryota, Fungi, Ascomycota, Dothideomycetes, Mycosphaerellales, Mycosphaerellaceae. The record is from RefSeq and is a predicted model, not a curated record.